AUGAAUGCAGCUACCAAUUCAUGGAGUGCACGUAGUGAACCACUGGAGAUCCCAGCGACACCAGUACCGCGAGCUCCUUCAACCCCCGAGCUACUAGCGGCAACGACUUCUCAUGUCACGAUCUCGUGGCGUAUGCGUCGAGAACUCACGCAGGAAAAUGGCAUCUUUGCUAGGGAAUUCUUCCCCGUCACCAGCUUCCAGGCUCAGCAACAAUGCGACAGUGAGAUCGGCUGGACUACGAUCAGUGAGCGUAUACCGCCGGGGUUUAGUGGCAACAGUGACACCUUUGUAACUGUUGUUGCGUCCUUGGAUCGUCCGCCAGGUUCCACCUGCGAGUUUCGAGUUGCUGCGACGAAUGCCAACGGCCAAGGACCUUUCAGUUUGCCUUCAGCCAAAUUCACAACGUUGCAAACAGCUCCGGGUGCUGUGGCGAACUUACGGGUAGCUCGAGACCCGCUUACUGUGGUCUGGAACACACCUGAGGUGCUGGGCGGUCAUGCACUGGAAGAGCUAACCUACGAUGUGGAAUACCGCACAACUCUCGGCUCGACGUGGACGCGAUUGCCAGCUGAGCUGGUGGACUGCAGCAGUCGACUCGCCAACAUCUCAAUGACGUCGCUGAAAGGAUACACCACGUACGUCACGCGCGUCAGAGCGGUGGCUGAACGGCAAGCUGGUAGCUUCUCCCAGUCCGCAGAGUUCCUGACAGAUUACACGGUUGAAGACGACUCGAACAGCGACAACGUCAAGGAUUUAACCCUUGGAACACGCCAAGUGGUGAUCGCUGCAGCUCGUCAGCAAUGCGCUAACACACAGGACUGGUACUACGUCCAGUUGACUGGGAACGGCGGCAGUGGCGGCUCUACCAGUGGCGAUGAAGCCAAACCUGGCGAGCACGGAGCUGUUCUUGUCUUUCCAGUCACGUGGUCGGGCGAAAGACUGGCGGAACAUUCCUUCUUCUACACGGGAAGUGUCCAGACCUAUCGAGUUCCAAUUGACCAGUCUGCUCCUCAUCUUGCGCAUCGAAUUGUUGCUCUUGAUGUCUACGCCUGGGGCGCUGGGGGAGCUGGUGCGAGGUCGUCAAACGGAGCUUCAAGCGACUUGAGUAACGGCGGAGGAGGCGCCUUUGCACGUGGAGUUUUCCGUGUCAGUGCCGGUGAUGCUGUGGACAUUUUAGUUGGCGGUGGAGGCCUUCAAGACGGUCGGGGUGGGUUCAACGGCGGUGGAAACGGCGGCACAGGCGAUUUCCCAGGCGGCGGGGGCGGUGGCGCGUCUGAAGUGCGCGUGAAUGGACGAACAGCCGUCGUAGCUGCUGGAGGUGGCGGUGCGGGCUCGACGGAUUACUGUUGUGCCCAUGGAGGAGGCGGCGGUGGCUUGGAUGAAGCAGAGUCUGGUCUUGCACCGGAUGCGACAACGAUCCCACUCGACUCACGUGUGACUGGACAAGCAGCUAGAGACGAAUAUCAUUCCUCGAAUGUACCGGGAGACACGAGAGACUUCGAGGGACUCUCAGCGAGACAUGGACACCUCGACUGGGGCUUUGCUGCGAGUAGUGCAGACUACUCCGUUCUAGCAACUGGAGGCACAGGCGCCACGCCAACAACGGCAGGUGUGGCGGGGGCUGCAGGUUCCUAUCGCUAUUCUCUUGAAGGCACGUGUCUGUUGAACCCGCAGACAUCUCUGGUGGACGUCGCCGUGUCUCCGUUGACAGCAUCGCAUUGGCCUUCGAAUGGUCGAAAUGGAAGUGGCGGGAGUGGACAGAGUGGCAAACAAGCGGGUGGAGGCGGAGGUGGAGGGUUUUUCGGUGGCGGAGGAGGAGGCGCAGGUGUUGACGGAGCUGGAGGCGGUGGAGGCAGCAGCUUCGUCUCCUUUAGAGACCUGUUUAAUUCGUUCAAAUCUGGGAUUAGUGACGCUAGUCUGCGAGCACGAGUGAGUGACGAGACCGUAGACAAGCUCCGAGUGACUCCACUGACAUCCUCGAGCGUCAAAGUGAGCUGGAAAGCUCCUCGUUUUGGCUUCUCCCAGCUCGUGGAAGGAUUCGUGAUCGAGAUGGCCAAUCGCUCCGUCAAUGAGGACUUUCGUCUUGUACGUUUGGUCACUCUUCCGGCCACUGAUGUCACGGAGAAGAGCGGUACUCUUACCCUCCACGGUCUUACGCCGACGGCUGCGUACCGUUUCCGAGUGAAAGCUUUGCUGCUCGAUGGACGUGGCACUUUCAGUGAUGUCGUUACGCUGCGUAUGCCUACGAAGCCGAGGAAUACGUGGAGACGUUGCGUCACUCGAACUGUAGACGAGGAGAACACGAGAGCAGGAAUGCGCGUCACCAACACUCCUCCCUUGCAGCGAUUUCCGUCUGCUAGACGAGGACAUUCCCUCACAUUGCUGGACAAUUCUCUGUACCUCUUUGGAGGAAUGGCGAAGAGCUACGAGUGCAGCCGAGCACACAAAGUGCCGUGUUUAUUACAGCCGAGUCCACGAUCAGUGUCCAACGAUUUCUGGCGAUAUGAUCUGCGCACGGAGACGUGGUGGUCUGUGCCUCCGCCAGCGUUGAUACCUUCUCCAAGAGAGAAACACUCGAUGGCAGUGGUGAAUGACCGCUUGAUUCUGUUCGGAGGACGGCAGAACGACGUGUCGGACGCAAAUGACGCCUCGACGUGGGGACCUCGAGCCCUGAAUGAUUUGUGGGAGCUGUCGGUCUCCUCCAGUACAGCGAAACAGACGUCAGUGUCGCUGGAUUCUCGUCAGCCAUCGGCUUUGUCUAUUCCGGAUGGAGGACAAGUCUUUGCGCUUGGGAGGAAGAGUGGUAGUGCUGGUGGAGAGCAACUCUGCGUUGUCAACGUGUCUGUGAGUGUGCAGAUAACACACGCGUGUCCGCACACACUUGGCUUGCAGGUGUUUGGCCCCGGACCUGCAACGUUUCCAGGUCGACAGCAGAGUGCUCACUUUCCUAGAGCGACUGGCACUGCGCCGAAUGCCAGAGCGUUCCCUGUGUUGCUACGUAGUCCCGACGAAGCUGCAGAUAAGAGUGAAUGCGUCCCAAGAACGGAGAAACUGCAGUUCGUGUCGACGUCUAGUCUCGAAGCGCUCUCGGUCUUCCAUCAGCUGCCUGUUGCCGGGAACUGGACGCUUGAGUUGACUGACACUGCAGCGGACGGCUUUGUCGGGACCCUGGACUCGUGGGACGUCACUUUCGACGUUGCUCCUUGCGUUCCUGCCUUCACGUGGACGAAUCUGUCGUCCAUAGCAACGGGAACGGCCCCGACCGCGCGGUUCCAGCACUCGGUUGUCGUAGUCGGGAGCAGUAUGUUCAUCUUCGGAGGCACAGCGGGAGGUACUGGCUCGGAACUGAGCGACUUGUAUCGACUGGAUUAUACCCCCAGUGUGGCGCUCGGUGUCGCGCCAACUGCUCGAUGGACGCAACUUGCGUCUCUGACCGACAGAGAGAGCCCCAGUAUCGCUGAGAGGAGAGUUCAUGCAGGACGGGCAACGUUGCUGACUCCGUUUGAGUUGAUGGCUGUCGGGCGUGGACUCAAGUCUCCUCGACGAGCGUCUCUCGGGUCCAGGACGGCGAUGGCAGCUUCUCGCCUCGAGUCGCAACUGGACGUUCGUUUGAAGCGUCUCGAAGAUCUGAUCGACGGAUGGAGAGCUGUCGCUACUGCAUCUGGAGAGGAUGAGAGCGCUCUUGACGAACAGCGUCCUGUGCCUCGGUACUGGGCUGCUAGCGCCUUUGUUUCCUCACUGCCAGGUAGUAAGGUGCCGCGUGUAUUCCUGUUCGGCGGCCAAGAUGACACGACGCUGCUGGACGAUCUCUGGAGUCUGGAACUGGCUCAGCUAGAUGAGGAUUUCCCUCAAGAUCGUCGAAAGAGUCAACGGAUCAGAGCAUGUGCGUGGAGACAAGAGAACUCGGCGUACAGGACACAAUGGGCAUCGUCUUGUGGGGCAAGCAAUACGGCAGCUGCAGUAGAUAAAUGCACACUGGAGAUGCUGCUGUUGUACGCAUGGUGCGACGAGUAUUACCAGUCGAUUGGAUUAUAA
Molecule: messenger RNA, 4035 nt
Organism: Phytophthora infestans T30-4
Lineage: Eukaryota; Oomycota; Peronosporomycetes; Peronosporales; Peronosporaceae
Product: fibronectin type III domain-containing protein
Exons: 3
Coding region: 1-4035 (1344 amino acids)
Molecular function (GO): protein binding
Source: RefSeq, a predicted model, not a curated record